AUGAAAAUGAAAAAAAAAAAAAAUAUAUGUUUUAGACAAAUAAACUAUAUAGCUAGUUCAAAAUUAUGUAGGUUUAUAUAUAUUAUAUAUAUAUUCUUAUAUUUUGCUAAAUAUUCAGUAUGUUUUAAGUUUUCAAAAGAACAUAAUAAAUUUAAUUAUAAUAAUUUUUUAUAUUAUGAUAAUAGAUUAAAUAAUAAUUAUAAUGGUAGAAAAAAUGCAUUAAAUUAUAAAAGUAAUUCAUAUAAUUUUAAAAAGGAUGCAUUUUUAUAUAAUAACAAAUUUAAAUUAAAAAGUGAAAGAGUUGAUAAAAUAAUAGAAAGCUUAAAAGAGCUAACUUUAUUAGAAGCUAGCGAACUUGUGAAAAAAAUUGAAAUAACUUUUUCGGUAGAUUUAAAACAAAAUAUUGGAGAUAACAAAGAUGGUCAAGGGAAUAAACAAAAUGAAUCUGAUAAAGAUGGAAAUUCAGAAAAUGAAGAAGAAGAUGAAAAUAAAGUAUAUGAUUUAAUUUUAGAAAGUGUUGAACCAAAUAAAAAAAUACCAAUAAUUAAAAUAGUUAAAGAAAUAAAAAAAGAAUUAAACUUAAAACAAGCAAAAGAUUUAGUUGAUAAUUUACCACACACACUUUUUGAAAAAAUCAAUAAAGAGACAGCGGAAAGUUGGAAAAAAAAAUUGACUGAAGCUGGAGGUAUUGUUAAAUUGAAAUAA
Messenger RNA from Plasmodium yoelii, 705 nucleotides. RefSeq names its product 50S ribosomal protein L12, apicoplast, putative. The transcript has a single exon. The record is from RefSeq and is a predicted model, not a curated record. Gene Ontology annotation, cellular component: ribosome. Gene Ontology annotation, molecular function: structural constituent of ribosome. Lineage: Eukaryota; Apicomplexa; Aconoidasida; Haemosporida; Plasmodiidae. Gene Ontology annotation, biological process: translation. Bases 1 to 705 code for a protein of 234 amino acids.